AAAGAAAGUAGUCGUGUGUGCGUACCAGAAGUCUUAUUUGAAUUUCGUAUUUGAUAACAGCAACAACUCGAAACGCAACGUUCAUUUUUCCCGAGAGAAAAUCAUAAAAAUAAUAAUUUCGAAUACACAUUUAUAAUAUUAUACCUUACACAGUGUCUCUAUUUUAAAUUAAAUAUGCGUGGAAAUUAUUCUUCGAUGGUUUUCCUACUUUUUGCAAUUGGAUUUCAAGAUAUUUUCUGUCAAAAACAAGAACCAUCAGGAAAAUGUAGAGCUCCCGAUAAGGCACCUUUAAAUCUCGAAAUAAUAAUUAAUACAUGCCAAGAAGAAAUCAAAUCCGCAUUACUUCAAGAAGCCUUAGAUAUUUUAAAUGAUGGCAAUGUGGAACAAAAUACGCCAAACUAUAGCAGUAGAUCAAAAAGAGAGGCCGAAGAAGAUUUGACAAACGAAGAACGUAGAGUUGCAGGGUGUUUGCUCCAGUGCGUCUACAAGAAAGUGAAAGCAGUUGAUGAAACUGGUUUUCCGGUAGUAGACGGCUUGAUGAAACUGUACAACGAAGGUGUCCAGGACAGAAACUACUACAUAGCUACGUUAUCCGCAGUUAGGCAUUGUAUUUCUAUCGCGCAACAGCUAAAGCAACAGCAGCCCUCCAAAAGUUUCGAUGACGGACAAACGUGUGAUCUUGCAUAUGAAAUGUUCGAAUGCGUCAGUGAAAAAAUCGAAGAAAACUGCGGAGUCGAAAAUAAGUCAAAUAACUGAAGCCAACGUCAAGUUUAAAAAGUUUUCUUUGGCUGUAUCUUACAUUCCAACACUGUACAUAACCAACUAUCUUUAAAUAAUUGUAAUUAAUUAAUGUAGUCUUAUUUUAUUUAAAUUCAAAUUGAUUGUAGUUGCUGUGUUAAUUACCAAAAAAUAAAUCUUAGAGAAAUUGUUAGUAAAACGUUUUAUUUUGAUAAAAGUUUGUUAUUACGUUAUCUUAUACAAUUACACAAAAUAACGUAAAUUUAGAUACAAGUUAAAAUAUUAAUUUUAUUUGAUACUGUGUUUUUAUUAUUAUUAUCUUUAAGGUCGUUUAUCUUAUUUAGUGGUUAAAAGACAUCCUGGAAAUAUACGUUCAUAAACCACACGA
Molecule: messenger RNA, 1126 nt
Organism: Acyrthosiphon pisum (pea aphid)
Lineage: Eukaryota; Metazoa; Arthropoda; Insecta; Hemiptera; Aphididae
Gene: Obp73a
Product: Odorant-binding protein 73a
Exons: 7
Coding region: 175-756 (193 amino acids)
Molecular function (GO): odorant binding
Source: RefSeq, marked validated